Messenger RNA from Phytophthora sojae, 300 nucleotides. RefSeq lists its product as hypothetical. The transcript has a single exon. NCBI's taxonomy places the organism in Eukaryota, Oomycota, Peronosporomycetes, Peronosporales, Peronosporaceae. The record is from RefSeq and is a predicted model, not a curated record. The annotation marks the transcript as partial.
AACACUGCUUUUUACAGGAGGUACUUCUGCAACGUUGGGCGGGGCAGGGAGAAAACCUGUUUCACUAUCUGGCACAAUGACUGGAACAAUGGCAACGACAUUCCGCGCAGCCUGCUACGGGGGCACAAGCUCCGGGACCGUCCACCUGCAGCACGCCCUGGCAAGAAGCGCCGGCGCACGUCUGGCGCUGAGACCGGCGAAGGCAACGCCGGCUCCGACGACAGCGUGGCCGACACUGAAGUGUGGGCUAGCAUGGUCGAUCCGACGACGGGUUGGCGAUCGUGGAAGUGUAGGCUGUAG